Molecule: messenger RNA, 1516 nt
Organism: Morone saxatilis (striped sea-bass)
Lineage: Eukaryota; Metazoa; Chordata; Actinopteri; Moronidae
Product: isoaspartyl peptidase/L-asparaginase
Exons: 7
Coding region: 91-1080 (329 amino acids)
Molecular function (GO): asparaginase activity
Source: RefSeq, a predicted model, not a curated record
CGGACGUCUUAUAUUGAAUGGUAAUGAACGGGAUGAACGGGAACAAAACCGAGCAAAACACUUGACAAACAAUCACGAAAUCACGUGACCAUGGCGGAGCGUUUCUCCCCCGACCAGAAGCGUGAAGAUCAGAAAAAGGACUUAAAGAUGUCAGCAGUCGUAGUGGUGCAUGGUGGUGCGUGGGCCAUACCGGAUGAGCUGGCCAAGGCCUCUGUUGACGGAGUAAAGGUCGCAGCGUGUGAAGGAUUUUCAGUGCUGAAAGGAGGAGGCAGUGCACUGGAUGCUGUAGAGGCAGCUGUGAGAGCUAUGGAAGAUAACGUUGUGUUUAAUGCAGGGCAUGGAGCAGUGCUAAAUGCUGAUGGGGAAAUGGAGCUGGAUGCCAUUAUCAUGGAUGGAAGGACACUUGGCAGUGGUGCGGUGUCUUCAGUGAAGAACAUUGCCAACCCUGUGACACUGGCACGGGCAGUGAUGGAGAAGACUGCCCACAUCAUGUUGACAAGCAGAGGUGCAAACCUGUUUGCAGAGAGCAUCGGCACGGCCACAGUUCCCACUGACACACUGGUGACUGAGUAUGAGAGGAAAGAAUGGGAGAAGCGCAAGAAUUAUGUCACUGGAGUAAUGGAAGAUUUCAACGCUCAGUGGGUCCAUGAUACUGUUGGGGCAGUUGCUGUGGACUGUGCUGGCAAUGUUGCAUGUGCAACAUCAACUGGAGGGAUCAGAAAUAAAAUGGUUGGCCGAGUAGGAGACUCUCCGAUUAUUGGUUCUGGAGGAUACGCAGACAACCUGAGUGGUGCAGUGUCUUGUACUGGUCACGGAGAGUCUAUUCUCAAAGUCACACUGGCCAGACUCAUUCUGUCACAUGUUGAACAAGGUAAAUCAGUGGCAGAUUCUUCACAGUUGUCUCUGCAGUACAUGGCAGACCGUGUCCGAGGUGCGGGAGGCGCUAUUGUAGUUUCCCCAUCAGGACAGUGGGCAGCCACGUUCACCACUGAUCGAAUGGCUUGGGCUGCAGUGGAUCAAGAUGUUCUGUGGUAUGGAUUAGAUCCAAAAGAAAGAUUUAAAGAGCAGUUAUCACAAUAACAAUUUUAAGUUUCAACCUUAUAAGUCAUAGUAUUGAGCAAUGUAAUAGAGAACUGUAUUUCACGUGUUUUCUACUAAUUCACUAUGAUUUAGAACACUUGGUCUUUCUUGGUGGAUUUUUGCUGCUAUUGUUUGUAUCCAAAUCAACUGAGUAGUGUUUCUUCUUUCUAACCUUUGAUGUCAAAGCUAGAUUUGUUAUGUAUUAACAUUGAAACAUAAACUGUAAAAGAUGGAUAAGGUAGAUAUUACAGUAUGUAAGUCUCAACACCUUUGUUAUUUUAGCAAAUAGUCCAUUUAUUGAAAUGUCUUUAAAGGCUCAGUGUGUAGGAUUUAGUGACAUCUAGUGGUGUAAUUGCAGAUCACAAGUCUGUCACUACAUCCCCUUCCAAAAGCAAAUGAGAAACUACAUUGGUCAAGAAACGUGUUCGCCCCCCCA